AGCCAGUCGCGCUUGGCAGUGGUGUGGGCGCUGCCCGAGGUGCUGAGUAGUGACAGGGAGUCCCCCAGCAACAGGCAGAGGCUAGGGAAAAGCUGCCGUCCCGCUGUCCGGCUGGAGCCAUGGCCGCGCUGGAUUGGUACGCGCAUAAGGCUCUGGGGGACGGCAUUUUCUGGAUCCAGGAGCGCUACUAUGAAUCUGGAAAUCGGGCCAACAUCUGGCUAAUUCGCGGCUCCCACCAGGACCUAGUGAUUGAUACGGGGCUGGGGCUGCGGAGCCUGCCGGAGUACCUGUGCGCCUCCGGGCUGCUCCCUCACGGGCAGGAUGGGGGCUCCGGGCGGAGGCCUCUGAUGGCUGUAGCGACUCAUGUCCACUUCGACCACGCAGGCGGCCUGCACCAGUUCGGGCAAGUGGCCGUGCACAGGCAGGAGGCCGAGGCCCUGACCCGGGGGGAUAACUUCGAGACAGUGACGUGGCUGUCGGACAGCGAGGUGGUGAAAGCGCCCAGUCCGGGAUGGAGCGCCAGUCAGUACAGGGUUCAGUCUGUCAAACCCACUCACGUCCUGGAAGAUGGUGAUAUAAUUAGCCUGGGCGACAGGCAGCUCACUGUGUUGCAUAUGCCCGGCCAUUCUCGAGGAAGUAUCUGCUUGCACGACAGAGACCGGAAAAUCCUUUUCAGUGGGGAUGUUGCAUAUGAUGGAUCCAUGAUCGAUUGGCUUCCUUACAGUAACAUCCCUGAAUAUGUCAGGUCAUGUGAGCGACUGAAAGAAUUAGUGGACAGAGGCCUUGUAGAGAAAGUGCUGCCUGGGCAUUUUAACACAUUCGGGGCUGAAAGGCUUCACCGCUUGGCUUCCAACUAUAUAUCAAGUGCUGGUGUUUGCCAUAAAGUUUCAACAUGUGCAGUGAGAUCUUUUGCAAGUUUAGCCCUACGUGUAACUAACUCAAGGAGAACUUAGAUCUGUUACCAACUAAUGGCAGAAAAGAACUGAAAAUAAGUGUUUGCUAUGCAAAAAUUCUGUUUAUCAAGCCAAACAAUCAGACAUUCAGAACAUAUUUUCUCUGCACUGCCUACCACAGAGAAAAGCAUUAUUGGUGAAGGUUUGAAGACAUUUCACUUUUUUAUCAGGCUUGGGUAAGCAUGCAGUGGAAAAACACAGUGGAAAAGCACUUACAGAAGUAUAGUGUAUGUAUUUGAAUGUGAGGAUAUAUAUAUAUACAUAGUAUAUAUUAAAAAAUCAAGGAUAUACAUUUAUUAUUUAUUCAAAUAGUAUUAA
This is a messenger RNA of Xenopus tropicalis (tropical clawed frog), 1271 nucleotides long. RefSeq names its product metallo-beta-lactamase domain containing 2 (gene mblac2). The coding region runs from base 120 to 953 and encodes 277 amino acids. The transcript has 2 exons. Lineage: Eukaryota; Metazoa; Chordata; Amphibia; Anura; Pipidae. The record is from RefSeq and is a predicted model, not a curated record.